Messenger RNA from Condylura cristata (star-nosed mole), 487 nucleotides. It is a transcript of the gene DYDC2, whose product is annotated as DPY30 domain containing 2. NCBI's taxonomy places the organism in Eukaryota, Metazoa, Chordata, Mammalia, Eulipotyphla, Talpidae. Gene Ontology annotation, cellular component: Set1C/COMPASS complex. The coding region runs from base 29 to 487 and encodes 152 amino acids. The transcript is spliced from 4 exons. The record is from RefSeq and is a predicted model, not a curated record.
GAAGGGAGCGAGGCGCAGCAGUCCAAAAAUGGAAACCGAAUACCUGAAGAGAUGCUUUGGAAAUAGCCUGACUCAGGCACUGGAAGAGGUGGCGAAAGUUCGGCCAAGUGACCCCAUAGAGUACCUGGCUUACUGGCUUUACCAUUACAGGAAAACCUCUAAAGCAAAAGAAGAGAAAAGGAAAGAGGAGAUUCAGCUAAAAGAGGAGUAUGAUAAUAGCCUCAAGGAAAACAAAACAACAGAAAUGCUGAAGCAAGAAGAGUAUUUGCUUCAACAGAGAGAUGAACAGCGUCACAAGGUAGGGGAGGAGCUCAGUACCGAGAAGACCCAAUCCAUGCAAGAGAAUACAAAACUCCUCGAGAAAGAGGCCUUGGAGAAGGAAUCCCUACCAAGUUCUUCCAUUAUGACUCCAGAAGAGCCUCAAGAGAUUUUUCAGUCAUUCAAACAGACUAACUACAAUCUCAAAACUCCAGAAGAAAUAAAUUAG